GCACGAGUUGAGUUAAUUUCCAUCUCACUCACUCACCAGCCGAGCCACACAAACACACUUUCUUUCACUCUGAGAGUCUGCCAAAGCCGUUGAAGUCCGCGAUUAGAUCUGAAAUAGGCGUCGCGGCUCUGCCAAAAUAAAAAAGCUGAUCCUUCUCUUUUUCGGCUCAGAUCCGGCUCAGAUCCAAAAGCGCCGCCGAUCUCUCUCCUCUCUUUCCACCUUCCGUCUCCCUCCAUUUCUGUCUCCCUCUCUCUAUAAAUUUUAAUUUACAUAUUUUCCGUUACAGAGCUACGACGUCGUUUUGAAGCCUCAAAUCAGAAUUUCUAAAUUCUAAUGUAGAAGAAACCCUACGUCAGUGAUUGGAUUCAUGAUCAGUGACUUUUCCUGCUUUUUUUUUUUUUUUUACCCUUAAAUAACCGAGCCGAAGACAGCUCACUUUAAGGUUCCUUUUCUUAACCAAGUAUAGGAUCAGCUCAGCUCAACUCAGCCCAGCUCAGUUCAGGUGGGCGCAUGAAUUUUGGGGCUGGUAUUGUAAGUGGGAAAGCUGGGAACUCGAUGGAUUGGACCGUAAAUAAUGCAUAUAAAACGUAUAAAGGAGUAGACGCGGAAACUAAACACGUGAUGGACAUGUCACUAAUUCCAAGCAUUGAUCCCAUAGAAAUUGGAUUGGGCUCUUCAGAAAAGGGAAAUGCCUUGCCUUCAGCAAAACCAAGAAAGAAGACCAUGACAUCAGUAUAUCUCAAGUUUUUUGAGACAGCUCCUGAUGGAAAAAGUCGGAGGUGCAAGUUUUGUGGACAAAGCUAUUCCAUUGCUACUGCCACUGGUAAUUUGGGUAGGCACCUCGCUAAUCGGCAUCCAGGAUAUGAUAAGGCAGGGGAUAUUGUCACCAGUUCAGUUCCUCAGCCUAUUACUGUUGUUAAAAAAUCUCAACCUCAGGGCAAGGCACACCAAUUGGAUUAUGAUCAUCUAAACUGGUUGCUCAUUAAGUGGCUUAUUUUAGCUUCUCUUCCUCCUUCAACCAUGGAGGAGAAGUGGUUAGCAAACUCCUUUAAAUUUCUAAAUCCGUCAAUACAACUUUGGUCAGGUGAGAAGUACAAAGCAGUUCUAUGUGAAGUUUUUAGAAGCAUGAGGGAAGAUAUAAGGGCAUCUUUGGAACAGGUUUCUUCUAAAGUCUCAAUCACUCUUGAUUUCUGGACUUCCUAUGAGCAAAUAUUUUAUAUGAGUGUCACAUGUCAAUGGAUUGAUGAAAGUUGGUCCUUUCGUAAAGUGCUUCUUGAUAUAUGCCACAUACCUUACCCUUGUGGGGAUUCUGAAAUCUUUCACUCUCUAGUGAAGGUUCUUAAGACAUACAAUAUCGAGAAUAGAGUUCUGUCCUGUACUCAUGAUAACAGUCCGAAUGCAGUCCAUGCAUGCCAUUCUUUAAAAGAGGAGUUUGAUACUCAGAAAGCAGGACCCUUCUGCUAUAUCCCAUGUGCUGCUCAAACUCUUAACUUGAUCAUAGAUGAUGGACUGAGAACUACAAAACCAUUAAUCUCCAGAAUCAGGGAGUUUGCUCUUGAGUUGAAUGAAUCUACAGAUUUCUCUGAUGAUUUUGUUCAGAUUUCAACAGCUUAUCGAGAAGGUAGUUGGAAAUUUCCCGUCGACGCUUCAGUGCGGUGGAGUGGCAAUUACCAAAUGCUUGAUAUAGUGCAGAAGGCUGGGAAGACCAUGGAUGCUGUUAUCAGGAAGCAUGAUGAAACACUAGGCAGUCGAAUGCUACUGACCCCUGCAGAGAAGAAUGUGGUCAGCGUUGUGCAUGGAUACUUAGAACCUUUCUAUAAGACCACCAAUAACAUGUGCACCAACAAAAUGCCAACUAUUGGACUGGUUCUCUUCUUCAUGGAUCACAUUUCUGAGAUGAUUACUAUGUGCAGAGAAUGCCGACAUAGCCCAGAUUGGCUAAAGAAUGCAGCCGAAGACAUGGCCAAGAAGGCCAGGAAUUACAACAACCAAGUUUGCAACAUUUUCACCUACAUGACAGCCAUUCUUGAUCCCCGGAUCAAAUGUGAACUCAUUCCUGAGAACCUUAAUGCAGAAAAUUAUCUGGAAGAAGCAAGAGCCCAUUUUGUAAGAAACUAUUCCACUAGCCAUUUCUCAUCCAUGACAAGCGGCUACAGUGCUCAAGAGAUGGAAGAUGGAGGUAGUGUUUCUUUCGCAGAGGAAAUCGCCCGAAAGAAACGAAGGGGAAGCAUAAGCACUGCCACAGAUGAGCUCACUCAGUAUCUCUCUGAGCCUCCUGCUCCAAUACCAACAGAUGUUCUGGAGUGGUGGAAGGUGAACAGUACCCGAUACCCUCGACUGUCUGUGAUGGCUCGGGAUUUCUUGGCUGUGCAGGCAACUUCAGUAGCUCCUGAAGAACUUUUUUGCAGUAAAGGUGAUGAGAUCAACAAAGAACGAUUUUGUAUGCCGCAUGAUAGCACACAAGCUAUCCUUUGUAUAAGGUCUUGGACUCAGGGUGGCAUGAAAUUUAAGUAUAGAUCAACUGAGAUAGACUAUGAAAGGUUAAUGGAAUUGGCAACUGCUGCAUCAGAUAAUAACGCAUCUGGUUCGGACAAGAAACAGAAGUGAUUAACAGAGACAACUUAGAAGAAUUGAGUGCAAGAAUGUGAUGUUCAGAUCAGACUUGUAAUUUAGCUUUCACCCCAGAUAAAAGAAAAGAAAGGCGGUUGUUAGAAUUAUUAGUACAGUUCAGGAUGUCAUGAGAAUGCUAACAAGAAAGGGGGUAAUUUUAAAGGGAUUAAUAUGGUGAAGAUUUCACAUUGAGCAGCCUAGUAAAUCUGUUCGCUGAAA
This is a messenger RNA of Mangifera indica (mango), 2829 nucleotides long. Its product is annotated as putative AC transposase. Lineage: Eukaryota; Viridiplantae; Streptophyta; Magnoliopsida; Sapindales; Anacardiaceae. The transcript has 5 exons. The coding region runs from base 511 to 2607 and encodes 698 amino acids. The record is from RefSeq and is a predicted model, not a curated record. Gene Ontology annotation, molecular function: protein dimerization activity; DNA binding.